Molecule: messenger RNA, 129 nt
Organism: Phytomonas sp. EM1
Lineage: Eukaryota; Euglenozoa; Kinetoplastea; Trypanosomatida; Trypanosomatidae
Source: the annotation of a GenBank genome assembly
AUGUACUUCGCCUCUCAACACUCAUUGUGUUCACCACACUCAGCAACGUUACCUUUGCCUCCACUAUCGCGCUACUGUCAUCAUGAGCACAGUCAGCCAAAUGCGAUGAUUCGAGUGAAUAUCACAUGA